Paraglomus brasilianum is the source of this 1245-nucleotide messenger RNA. Lineage: Eukaryota; Fungi; Glomeromycota; Glomeromycetes; Paraglomerales; Paraglomeraceae. The record is from the annotation of a GenBank genome assembly.
AUGAAGUACACCAUCGCUACGUUCUUGCUUGCUACUGUUCUUAUAACCACUACAUUUGCUCAGAAUCUGGUCAUCAACGUAGGUGAGGGCGGUCUCAAGUACAAUCCUGCCUCUAUUACGGCCGCCCCUGGUUCUACCAUAACCUUUGUAUGGAUUAAUACAAUUCCGCACAGUGUAGUUCAAAGUGAUAGUGCCGAUUCCUGCACUCCAACUGUUGGUGGAUUCAACAGGCAAAUGAAGGCUGGUGAGUCCUGGGUAUUAAAAGUCCCGACCGACAGGCCUAAGGUAUGGUUUUACUGCAAUGUCAGUACUCACUGUCAGCAAGGAAUGAAAGGUGUUCUCACAGUUUCAGGUGUUAACCCUCCUAGUGGUGGCAAUUCUACAAAUCCUGGCGAUUCUCCUAAUACUUCUAACGGAUCUCCUACCGCGAUGAUUGCUGGAAUUGCAGCUGCAAGCAUAGUACUAGUCGUAAUUCUGGGACUGUUAUUUUAUAGGAGGAACAGGGAUCUGGCAGAUGGCAGGGAGAAUGGAAAUGAUGGGGGAAAUAUUGGAGCUACUCGAGAUGUCGAAUCCAGUGACAUUGCUUUAUCAAAUUUAUCUUCGUCAUCAAUUACAGUACCCUCACUUCAGUAUCCUACUCCAGCUCUACAUGCUGUAUCAUCAGCACCUUUCCUCGAAAUAAUAUCUCCAUUACAUACGACGGGUGAAUCCAUCACCUCAUCUUUGGCAACUUCUACAGACGAUUCUAAGAUGACGGUCACACCCUCAUCUAUAUAUUCCCCAGUCUCAACGGGCACCGCUAUAUUUAAUAGAAACAGGCAUAACGGGUUAACAGAGUACCGUGACGGCAACACUAUUUGUCAUGCUGAGGAUAAGGCCAUGAGUGAAGAUGCAAAAGUGAAGGAUAUAUCUAAUCACAAAUUAUUUGAGCAUGAAAAUAUAUUUUUGAAGCGUCGUCGUGCAUCGCCAAAUAUCGGUGUAUUUUGUGAUCAGUAUGAGGUUUCGGAUCCAUCCGAGUGGAAGUAUACUAGAAUGAGUCUGGACAGAUACAUUACAUCCACCGGCAAAUCAGGAUCCACCGAGAGAAUUAUUACUCGUCUUCCGGAUUGUCGCCCCUUACUGAAUAUUUUAAACACGUAUUUAAUAAUAGAACGAUUGAAAGCAUCCAAGGUUGCUGAAAAAUAUAGAAACAGUUCGGAGAGUAUGAUAAAGUGCAUACAGGGCCCCCCCGCAUUGCUUGCAUGA